This is a messenger RNA of Tympanuchus pallidicinctus (lesser prairie-chicken), 7187 nucleotides long. RefSeq names its product centrosomal protein 170 (gene CEP170). Lineage: Eukaryota; Metazoa; Chordata; Aves; Galliformes; Phasianidae. The coding region runs from base 269 to 5200 and encodes 1643 amino acids. Gene Ontology annotation, molecular function: protein binding. Gene Ontology annotation, cellular component: centriole. The transcript is spliced from 19 exons. The record is from RefSeq and is a predicted model, not a curated record.
CGCCCUCCCCCCCCCGCAUUGUGUGAGCCCGGGCGGCGCCUGCGCAGCGCCGUGCCCGCUCUGCCCGUUAGCCGCUAUGUGCAGGGAAUAACGUUGCCGCGGUUGCCGGAGGAACGCGGAACGGAACGUCCCGCCCCGCCCUGCGGGGCCGCCGGUUCAACGAGCACCCGGCGCCACUACCACCAGCAGCGGGUCGACCCCGUGGCGCGGAGAGCCUCCUCGGAGGGGAUGACGUAGCUUUGCCAAGGAUUUAUCAGCUAAGCAGAAAAUGAGCUUAACAUCCUGGUUUUUGGUGAGCAGUGGAGGCACCCGCCAUCGGCUGCCACGGGAAAUGAUUUUUGUUGGAAGAGAUGACUGUGAGCUGAUGUUACAGUCACGAAGUGUGGACAAGCAACACGCUGUACUUAACUAUGAACCUUCUACAGAUGAACACUUAGUGAAGGAUUUAGGUAGCUUGAACGGGACAUUUGUAAACGAUGUGAGGAUUCCAGAACAGACAUACAUCACUCUGAAAUUAGAAGAUAAACUGAGAUUUGGAUAUGAUACUAAUCUUUUUACUGUUGUCAGAGGAGAGAUGAGAGUCCCUGAAGAAGCUCUUAAGCAUGAAAAAUUUACAAGCCAACUCCAGUUAUCCCAGAAAUCUUCAGAGGCAGAAGGGUCAAAGCAAACCAUCUCCAAAAGCUCAGAGUCCAAAGAGACAGAGUCCACAGCUGAAGUGCACCACAAGACUACUGAAGCACUGAAAUCUGAAGAGAAAUCCAUAGAUCUUUCUACCAUGCCUCGUGGUACACCUUUAUAUGGACAGCCAGCCUGGUGGGGUGAGGAUGAAGCUGAUGAAAAAGGUGGUUGUAAACCAGAUAGCAAAGGUGAAGAAAAAAUGCAUGAGACGGCAGCUUCAGGAUGCAGCACAGAUGCCAAGCAAGCUGAGGAGCAAUCUGCAGCUGCAAGUGAAGAACUUUAUCCUUUCUGUAGGGAGCCAAGUUAUUUUGAAAUUCCUACAAAAGAAUUCCAGCAAACUUCACAGGUAGCAGAGAGCGCUAUUCAUGAAAUUCCAACAAAAGACACCCAAAGUUCCCAUGCAGCAAGCGCAGGACAUGCUUCCUUUACCAUUGAGUUUGAUGACAACACACCAGGGAAAGUAACAAUCAAAGAUCACGUGACAAAAUUCACGUCUGAGCAGCGCCACAAGUCAAAGAAGCCUUCUUCCUCCAGUGGUCAGGACCUGCCUGGGCUUCAGACUGUGAUGAUGGCCGCAGAGAGCAAGGUAGCAGAUUGGCUAGCGCAGAACAAUCCUCCUAGAAUGAUCUGGGAGCCACCAGAGGAGGAUUCCAAAAGUAUUAAGAGUGACGUUCCAGUCUACUUGAAGAGACUGAAAGGGAAUAAGCAUGAUGAUGGUACACAAAGUGAUUCAGAAAAUGCCGGUGCCCACAGGCAUUACAGUAAGCGAGCAGCACUUGAAGAACACUUGAGGCACCACCAUGCAGAGUUGAAAAAGUCGCACCAGAAAGUUCAUUCCACAGAAAAGCAGCAAGAGCAAGCUGGUGUGAAUCAGACUGCUUUUAUGAUUGAGUUUUUUGAUGAGGACCAUCCUCGAAAGAGGCGUUCUUACUCUUUUUCUCAGAAUGUAGGAGCUCUGUGCUCAGAAUCCCCAUCUCCAACACCUCACGUGCGAGCUGAAAGAGCAAAACCUACAUCAGGAGAGAAAGCUGCCCCUUCGUGUGUGCAAGGUAGUUCAUCACAUCAUAGAGCAGCACACAGUGUUCAUGCAAAACUUUUAAAACAAAGAUCAGAAGAUCCCUCUGCUGCUUUACCUGUCUUUCAAGCUGCGUUGUUAAGGAGUUCAGGAAGCCUUGGCCAUAGGCCUAGUCAGAACCAGGAGAUGGACAAAAAGUUGAAAAGCCAACAUAUUUCUGCUGCUACUGAGAAGGACAAUGAGGAUGAUCAGAGUGACAAAGGUACUUACACUAUUGAGUUGGAAAAUCCCAAUUCUGAAGAAAUGGAAGCCCGUAAAAUGAUUGACAAGGUAUUUGGAGUGGAUGACAGCCAGGAUUAUAAUAGGCCUGUUAUCAACGAGAACCAGAAAGAUUUAGUAAAAGAUUGGGCUAUAAAUUCUACUACAGUAGUGCUGGAAGAAAAAAGACCACAGAGUACAACUGGAUUUCUUGACACAGAGGAAGGUUCUACUGCACCUGGAAGUAAACGUUGGGUAUCACAGUGGGCUAGUUUGGCUGCCAAUCACACACGUCAUGACCCAGAUGAUAUCAGAUUGGAGUCACCUGUUCCUGCUGCUUUAGAGAACGACACAGAUAUCAGUGAAUCUGGUAUUUCCAUCAGAAGUACCGGUUCAGCUACGUCUGUGACCAGCCAAGGUGAGCGGAAGAGAAGGACGCUUCCACAACUUCCCAAGGAGGAGAAAAUGAGUGAAAGCUCCAGAACAAAAACUGCAUCUCAUCAGAGAUCAGAAAUAGGUGAAAAGCAGGACACUGAACUUCAAGAGAAAGAAACUCCAGCUCGUGCCUCAGAUACUGACAGCAGAAGUAUAGCUAAGUCAAGCAGAACUGUGAAUGGUCUUUCACCCAAAGCAACGGGAGAAAAGGUUUUCUCUUUCCCUAGUUCUUCCAGUAAAGAGAGAGCUGAAACUGGCAGAGAAACUUCUGUGGUGAAACAAGCUCUAGUGAAAAUUCAACAAGAACGAAAGGAGCAAGGACACUGGACACCCACAAAAUCUGCUACAAACCUAGUUGAGAAAGAUAAGGAGGAGAUUGCUGUGUCACGCAAAACUUUGGAUAAUCAGGACAAAGCUCCUGGACAUGAUAAAGCAGCAAUGAAGCUAGCACAAAGUGAGGGAAAAAGAAGAAGAAAUGAGGAAAGUAUUAAAGGACAAAGUCCUAAAGCAUCAGGAGAAAAAAAGGAAUCUUCAAAACCUUUGGUGAGGCAAGGCAGCUUUACUAUAGAUAAGCCUAGCACAAAUAUACCAAUAGAGCUUAUUCCUCACAUUAAUAAGCAAAGCGGAUCUGCUGCCCCCUUAGCAUCUGCAAACAGAAUACGUGACAGAAGUGAUUCAAUGGACACUGAUUCCAGUCUAGAUACAACACUCAUUUUAAAAGACACUGAAGCUGUAAUGGCUUUCCUUGAAGCUAAACUGCGUGAGGAGAAUAAAACUGAUGAAGGUCCUGAGACUCCUAGCUAUAACAGAGAUAAUUCCAUAUCACCAGAAUCAGAUGUAGAUACAGCCAGCACAAUCAGUCUUGUUACUGGUGACAGUGAAAGGAAAUCCACACAAAAACGAAAGAGCUUUACAACCUUAUAUAAAGAUAGAUGUUCCUCUGGUUCCCCUUCUAAGGAUGUUGUAAAAUCCUCUGCAGCAAGUGCCAGAGAAAAGAUGGAAAAGAAAACUAAAAGUCGAUCGUCAGAUGGUGGAUCUAGAGCUGAUGCUCGCAAAUCUGUGCAAUCCAGUGGAAGAAUGAGACAACCAUCAGUAGACUUGACAGAUGAUGACCAAACAUCUAGCGUACCUCAUUCUGCCAUUUCCGAUAUCUUAUCAUCUGACCAGGAAACCUACUCUGGCAAAUCACAUGGAAGAGUUCCUUUUGCCUCAGCAGAUGAACUUUUGCAUUCUAAAAUGGAAGGAAAGUCAGCUAAAUCAAAAAGCUCUCCUGUCGUACUCGGACAAUCUAGUAAAUCUACCACUCUUCCAAGACCUCGUCCUACAAGGACUUCUCUCCUGCGCAGAGCACGACUUGGUGAAGCCUCAGACAGCGAGCUUGCUGAUGCCGAUAAAGCUUCAGUCGCUUCUGAAGUGUCCACUACAAGUUCUACGUCAAAACCUCCAUCAGGGAGGAGGAGUAUUUCCAGAAUAGACUUACUUGCUCAACCCCGCAGAACUCGACUUGGCUCUUUAUCAGCACGUAGUGAUUCUGAAGCGACAAUAACCAGAAGCACUGCUUCAUCUCGUACUCCAGAAGCUAUUAUCAGAAGUGCAAGGCUGACAUUAGCAGGAGAAAGUAAAGUUUCUGCCAGAACUCGAGCCAAUAGCAUUUCUCGACUUUCAGAUUCAAAAUCCAAAUCUUUGGCUUCAGCUCAUAAUUCUCCCUCAGUAAGUGCAAGAUGGAGGCGCUUUCCUACAGAUUAUGCUUCCACCUCAGAAGAUGAAUUUGGAUCAAACCGUAAUUCUCCUAAACAUACCCGUCUACGUACCUCUCCAGCCCUGAAAACCACACGACUGCAGAGCACGGGGACAGCAACUCAAAGUAGCAAUGCUUUCAAGCACAGAAUAAAAGAACAGGAAGAUUACAUACGUGAUUGGACUGCUCACCGAGAAGAAAUAGCAAGGAUCAGUCAAGAUCUGGCUCUCAUCGCACGGGAAAUCAACGAUGUAGCGGGAGAAAUAGAUUCAGUGACUUCAUCAGGCACUGCCCCCAGUACCACAGUAAGCACUGCUGCCACCACCCCUGGCUCUGCCAUAGACACUAGAGAAGAGGUAGGAGAUCUUCAUGGAGAAAUGCAUAAGUUGGUUGACCGAGUAUUUGAUGAAAGUCUCAAUUUUAGAAAAAUCCCUCCACUAGUGCACGCCAAACCACCAGAGGGGAACGGUCAGCCUAAUGAUGCCAGACCUCAGCUGCCAGAUGCCAUGGAUCCCCCAACAAUUACCCGAAGAAGGACUUGGAGCAGAGAUGAAGUUAUGGGGGAUAGUUUGCUGUUGUCCUCAGUCUUCCAGUUUUCUCGCAAAAUAAGACAAUCCAUAGACAAAACAGCUGGCAAAAUCAGAAUAUUAUUUAAGGACAAAGACAGAAAUUGGGAUGAAAUUGAAAACAAGUUACGAGCAGAAAGUGAAGUUCCUAUUGUGAAAACAUCAAGUAUGGAAAUAUCAUCAAUCUUACAGGAACUAAAACGAGUUGAGAAACAGCUCCAAGCUAUUAAUGCUAUGAUUGACCCCGAUGGCACCUUGGAUGCUCUGAGCAACUUGGGAUUUGCCGGCCCCAUCGUGCCAGCUCAGCCGAAGCAGAAGGCCAGUCCUGUUUCCCAGAGCGCCCGUCCCCAGGUGCAGCCAAACUGCCAGCCCGAGGCGCGGGCUGCCCGCCCUGCUGCCGGCCCUGCUGCCGCUGAACUGGGGGCUGCUGAAUCCGAGCCAGAUUUCAGCAUACAUUUCAGUAGGUUUAACCCAGACGGCGAAGAGGAAGAUGCCACUGUGCGUGAAUGACAUCUCGCUGUUGGUAAUAACACCCUUUGUGUGGAAUGUCUAGAAAUGGAAGGAUUACAAUCUCGGUUUUAUAAUUAAAAAAAAAACAAAACAAAAAGGCUUGGUCAAACAGCAGUUGUUUUAUUAAACCAGUUUUCUUUAACUGUGAUUCUUUGCUUGUCACACAAAUCCUUUUCAAAUCAUAAGGACGUGCAUAGAUACAAGUGUAGGAAAGCAGACUGUGGCAGAUUUGCCCUUUGUGGUUGUGCGCUUUGCAAAGAAAUUAUUAUAUCGGCAGUUUUCCCUUAACAGAUUAAUUUCUUUUUAAAAGCCAUGUGAGCAGUCUAACAUUUAAUGUUACUGAAACCCCAAAAUCUCUUUGCCAAGCUACUCUAUUUAAUGGAUCUCCUCCUCUAAAGUUUGUACAGAACUGUUGAACAGUUGCAUUCGAUUCUGAUUUAGAUGAUUUAUAUAGGAAACGUUAUCUUUGGCUACAGUGACACAUUACUGCAAAAGGUAAGAAGGAUUUCAGAAAGCAUUCGUUCUUGUGUGCCGAGAAUCUCAAACAGUUCUGUGUUUCGUAUGACCUUGUUGCUGCGUAAAUUGUCUUGGGGUUUACAAACUUCACGUAUUAUGUUUGCACUAAGAUUUGCUGGGAGUGGUAGGUGAACAUAUCGAUGUCAUUAAACAGCAAACGGUGUUUUGGUGUACUUAGAAAACUGAUAAUACCAUACUUGUAUUAACACUGCAGUGUUUUAAUCCGCUUUCUGAAAGGAUUAUUUGGCACUUUUUGAUCUUCAAAUGUCUUUUUGAUGUUCAUAAAAGUACAAGUAUCUCAUAUCUCAUUUCUGCCCAAACGUUAGUUGAAACUAAAAAACAAAUUUAAUCAUACAGGUACAUGGGACAUUUUAAAGCAUAUUCAGGCAAAUGGGCUCUCAUCAAUUCAAAUACAACAUAAGCUUCUGAAAAAAAAAAAAAAAAAAAAAAAGACUAUUCCUUGAGAUAACGAUGAGAUGUAAAAUUUCCUUUGGGGAUUCGGACAUAGAAUUGUCAUAAUUUCCUUCAUCAAUACAUGCACUCCCAAGCAAAUGAUUUUAAUUUGCUUCUGUAUAUUUUCCUGUAGUCUUGCUAGUAAAACUGUCUCUGUCUUACAUAUUUAAAAGGAUUCUGGAAGAUGACUGCUAACGUAGACAUUUUGCUUAUACCACUGAAAAGCAAGUCUAUUUAAAGUUUCCUAUAUAAGCCUAUUUUCCUUAUAAGUUGUCCCAGUAACUUAACAUUUGGAAAUAAUAAUAAAAAUAAAAGUAAAUUACUUUGUAUUUCCAGAACACUGUAAUUUGGAGGAAUGUUAUUUCUGUUAAAUGUAACUAAUAGACUGGAAUUUUCCUAUGUUUGCAUCGGUCUCUAUAUAUUAAGGUUGAAGAUACAGUUUUGCAGCUUUUAUGAAAUGGUCUUUAAUAUUUCAGCAAUAAUCCUAUAUGACGUUUGUUUAAAAGAAAACUACUUUCUGUACACUUUUAAAUUGUACAGGCUUUCAGAAGUCAGUAAAAGUUGGACCAGUUAAUAAAAACGCAAAAACUUUUUUUGUAGAGAUGUAAAAACAAAACCACUAAUCUGUUGUAUAAUGGAUUUCAUAUUUUCUUUAAAAAAGAAUUAAAAGCAAACAGCCUUCACAUACGACUCAAUAUGCUCUACUCCAGCUAACUGUGGAAGCCUGAACUAAGCUAGUUUACAGAGGCUACAAGAAAAGUUUUAGAAGGUGCAGAAGGGCAAAAACAAAUAGAAACUAGAGCUAGGUAUUGAAACAGAGUGUACCAAACCAUCACCAUAAUUCCUUCUUUUGUUUAUUGCUUGGGAACAUAAUUUUUCUGCAGACUCAAGUGGGAAGUAGGAGAUGGCAAGGAUGGCUUGGAGGUGCAGGCUCUUCAUGCAGGAUUCUGUUUGUGUUCUUUCAGGCGUUUAUACCUUUCUGUUCUGUAAGAAGCAUUUUGCAUUACUAUGUUCUUAU